Messenger RNA from Harmonia axyridis, 2263 nucleotides. RefSeq lists its product as uncharacterized. The transcript has 2 exons. Lineage: Eukaryota; Metazoa; Arthropoda; Insecta; Coleoptera; Coccinellidae. The record is from RefSeq and is a predicted model, not a curated record. The coding region runs from base 728 to 1297 and encodes 189 amino acids.
UGAUUAUUCAUCAUUUUGACUAACUAUUUUAAAUAUUUAUUUUAUUGAUUGUAUGAUGAGCCUUGAAAAAGGAACAAGACGUUCCGAAACGUUGGCAAAAUCAUAAUUGAUUAUUCAUUUCUGUCCAAAUUCCUAUGACAAAUUGCUUAAUUUUUAAAACAUGGACGUGAAUAGUACAGAAUCUUUUAUACCGAGGGGAUUAUUCAACGAAGUUAGAGUGAAUUAUGGUGAAGAUGUGUAAGAAAUUUUCAAACCUCAAGAUCAAGUUGGCGUCGAUGAAGAAUCGCACAGUGUUUUUAUUACAAUGCAGGAGACUGAAGGUUUACCUCAACCAUAUUAAUAAUUAUAUAAGACAGAUAUAUUCACUUCAACUUGAGGAGCAUCCGUACACCAGACAAGUAGCCGUUAUCAUGGAGAAUUUUCAGAAAUCAGUGUUAAAUCUUGAAAUUAAAAUUACUCUAUGGAAAAGGAAGAACCUACAACAGUCUAUUGACUCUCUUGUAAACAUACUGGAAACACUUUUGGACGAACACACAUGGGCAAAUUUAAGACAUUUCAUAGCACAUAAAUUCGAGUGCUCUUUCCAAAGAAUAAGAAAAAUCAAUAAGCAAAAACUAGCAAGACUACAGAGCAAACAAAAUCAACCUAUUACAAUUAAAGAAUGUAAAAGUUCCUCGUCAAUUAUACCAGAGUGGAGAUUCCAGAGGAAGCUCGUAUUGUAUUAGGCAUGGGACCAAGACAUGGCAUACUCCCAAAAAAUGUUCCAAUACCAGAACUCAUCAAAGAUGUUGAAAGUUUCAUACAAACAUUAUCACUGGAAGAAAAUGAGAAGAAUGGAGUCAGAUCAAGAUGUGCUAGAAUAAUUCAAAACUUCAUGGAAAAACCAAGAACUCCGGACCACUUUAGAAAAUAUUAUCAUAUUACAUCGAAAUUCAUCAGAGACAAUCCAGACAUUGUGGUCAGCAAGUCGGAUAAGGGUAACACAACAGUAGUUAUGUACAGGGAGGAAUAUACUCGAGGAGUGAACAAUCAACUAAGUGAUAGCACUACAUACAAAAUUUUAAACAGGGAUUCAACAAGAAAGACUCAGGACAACAUCAACAAAUUUUUGAAGACGCUCAGAGAUGAACAGAUGAUAACAGGAACACAAUAUAAAGAACUAAUCAGACACAACAGUAUUCCUCCAAAAUUAUACUGUUUGAGAAAAACUAACAAACAAGUUGCCAGUUUCAGACCAAUUGUAAGUUGUAUAGGUUCGCCUGGUUAUAAUGUCGGCUCAUUUCUACAUAAAAUUUGAAGUAACGUUCUUUCCUCUUCGAAAUUCAAAGUAAAGGACUCGUUCUCUUUUGUUGAAGAACUGAAAAACAUCCAUGUUCCUGAAAAUUACAAGCUAGUGUCUCUCGAUGUCGUGACCUUGUUCACUAACAUCCCAAAAUCAUUAGUAGUUCAGGUGAUCUCCAAAAGAUGGCGAUAUAUAAGUUGCUUCACUGAAUUGGAUAAGAGCAGUUUCAUCAAGUUGGUUGAUAUUGUAUUCGACAGUAGUUACUUUACAUUCAAUAACACUUUUUAUAAACAGUUGGAUGGCACAGCUAUGGGAUCCCCUGCCAGUCCUGAUUUUGCUGAGUUGGUUAUGUUGGAGGUAUUUGAAUAUGUUUCAGGUAAACUGAAUUUUGACAUACCUAUCUUGAGAAUAUAUGUUGAUGACACAUUUCUGCUCGUACCUGACAACCACAUUGAGUCAACACUUAAUUUGUUCAACUCAUUUCACGAGAAAAUCCAGAUCACUAUAGAGAUAGAAAAUGAUAAGUGCCUACCUUUUCUUGAUGUUAUGGUGAUAAGAGAAAACAACAAAAUGAUCACAGAUUGGUAUGCAAAACCAUCUAAUUCUGCUAGAUGUCUCAACUUUUUUCCAACCAUAGUUCCCAACAAAAGAAAAAUAUAGCUACCAAUUUAAUUCACAGAGCUCUAUCACUAAGCCACAAAAAGUUUGAGGAGAAGAACAUCAUGAAAAUAACCAACAUACUCUUGAACAACAAUUACCCCCGUUACUACAUCAAAAAAGCGAUAAAUAACUACAAACUCAAGCGGAAUCAGGUUUGCCUUGUUAACAAUAGUGGAGACGUCAAUACAAUGGCUAAUACGGUGAACAACAUACACAUUGGCUCACAAACUGAGGUGACUGCAAAGUUAAAAUAUUUCAAGCUCGCAUUUUUCCCUGGGUUAUCCUACAAGCUACACAAUGUAUUCAAGGGAUUUGGUUGCA